GCCUGGCGGGCCGUCGCGCAGGCGCGGUGCGAGCGAGCCGGGUGCCGCCAUGCCGACUGUCAGCGUGAAGCGCGACCUGCUCUUCCAGGCGCUGGGCAGGACCUACACUGACGAAGAAUUUAAUGACCUUUGCUUUGAGUUUGGUUUGGAGCUUGAUGAAAUUACAUCUGAGAAAGACAUUAUAAUUAAAGAAAAAGGUGAAGAAAAGGCAAAGGGUGCAUCUGAUAUCAUUCUCUAUAAAAUUGAUGUUCCUGCCAACCGUUAUGAUCUUCUUUGCCUUGAAGGGUUGGUCCGAGGAUUGCAGGUCUUUAAAGAAAGGAUAAAUGUCCCUAGGUAUGAAAAGAUAAUACCUGCUCAGGGUGAAGGUCAGAGACUGAUUAUCACUGAAGAGACUGUCCAAGUCCGUCCUCAUGCUGUAGCUGCAGUCCUUCGUAAUAUAACUUUUACCAAGGAACGUUAUGAUAGUUUCAUUGACCUCCAAGAAAAACUACACCAAAAUAUUUGCAGGAGAAGAGCGUUAGUAGCAAUAGGUACACAUGACUUGGACACCAUCUCUGGUCCAUUUACUUUUACAGCUAAAGCUCCUUCUGAAAUUAAAUUCAAGCCCUUGAAUCAAUCCAAGGAGUACACAGCUUCACAAAUUAUGGAUCUGUAUAGGACCGACAGCCACCUUCGCCACUAUUUACACCUGAUUGAAAACAAACCACUUUAUCCUGUCAUUUAUGACAGCAACGGUGUUGUUCUGUCCAUGCCACCAAUCAUCAAUGGAGAUCAUACAAAAAUAAACGUAAACACCAGAAAUGUGUUUAUUGAAUGUACAGGCACAGAUAUUACUAAGGCAAAAAUUGUUCUUGAUAUUAUAGUCACGAUGUUUAGUGAAUAUUGUGAGAAGCCGUUCAGUGUCGAAGCAGUAGAAGUAGUUUAUCCUAAUGGGAAGACCCACAUCUAUCCGGAACUGGCUUACCGAAAAGAGAAGGUGAAGCCUGAACUCAUUAACAAGAAAAUAGGAAUCAGUGAAACUCCAUCAAGCCUUGCAAAGCUGCUGACUAGGAUGUGUUUGAAGUCACACGUCAUAGGGAAUGGGAACAAUAUAGAGAUUGAAAUCCCUCCUACCAGGGCGGACAUUAUCCAUGCAUGUGAUAUUGUAGAAGAUGCAGCAAUAGCUUAUGGUUAUAACAACAUUCAGAUGACUAUUCCGAAAACGUACACCAUAGCUAAUCAACUCCCCCUCAAUAAGCUCACAGAACUUCUGAGGCUGGACUUGGCAGCUGCUGGAUUCACUGAAGCGCUCACUUUUGCCCUGUGUUCUCAAGAAGACAUUGCAGAUAAACUUGGCAUGGAUAUCUCUGCAACAAAAGCAGUGCGCAUAGCAAACCCCAAAACUGCAGAAUUUCAGGUGGCACGUACAACCCUCCUUCCUGGGCUACUGAAAACUAUUGCUGCUAACCGAAAGAUGCCCUUGCCUCUCAAACUCUUUGAGAUUUCUGACAUCGUAGUAAAAGAUCCUAAUACAGAUGUAGGUGCAAAAAAUUACAGGCACUUCUGUGCCGUUUAUUACAACAAGAGCCCAGGGUUUGAGAUUAUCCAUGGUUUGCUGGACAGGGUCAUGCAGCUUCUGGAAGUACCACCAAAUGAACAGAAUGGAUACGCUAUCAAGGCAACUGAAGUGAUUCAGAAACUCCCCUGGGAUGGCACAAAGAUUCCUUGCAGUUCUCCUCACAUUGGAAUUUAACCUUGGGAACAAUGCAGGUGGCUGAUACCCUAGUGCCAUAGUGAAUGCAGUGUCACUGCACCAACUUACUCAGAAGACCUUGACUGCAGAGAUGGUUGGAAGUAGUUUAGGGGAUUGUGUUUGGGUUUGUUGUUAUUUUGGGGUUUUGUUAUGUUUUUUUUAAACUUGCUUUGUAACCUGUCAAUGAAGCAUGUGUGAGAGAAAAUGUCAGCAGAUGGAGUAAGGUUAAUUGCUGAGUGAAAAAAAAUCUCCUGUAACAUCUUAAGAGACUGCAGCAUACUGAAAUAAUUCAGAAGAACACCGCAAGUUACUUCAGAAGUAUUAAAUCAGGACAUUACACAUGGCAUGGAGUUUCAGAUGCAUCUUUAUGGAGCACACUUUUUUAUUGCGUGUGCCAAAUUAAAAUUUGCACAGUGAGAAAUGGGUUUAUCCUAUGACUCUGAUUUAGAGAGAUCCUAAUGUGAUCUUAAGCAAAACUCGAGACUAGUAAGCAGCACAGUGUAAAGGUAGGGUUUUAGUCCAGUUUUUUUUAUUCCUUGUGUAACUGAUUAAAAUAGUUCUAGUGAUUACUGGAGAACAAUACAGAAGAAAAAUGUUGUUUUAAGUGAGUAACAAAGAAUAGAGAGAGAUGUAUUGGGCACAUAUUUGCCUCUUUUCCAAAUUCACUUUGAAAAAUGAAAUGCCUGCACUAUAGUCCUGUUUGGUCCAUAUGUGCAAAUCAUGGUUAUUUAAGCUCCUUCUGUUCCACCAACACCUAAGUGCCCUGUGAUUUGACCUUAAGGUCAGAGCCUUUUUGCCUUUAUAGCAACACCUGUGAAAAAAGUACAGAUGCUAGAAAAUAUGGGUGAAAUUGUGAUGUUCCCCUGGCCUUUGCACUACGCUUUGGUGUAAUCUGAGCUAGGUAAUAAAUGGAGAAGAACUGUUCAGAGCAGCCUUAAGGAAGAGAGUGGUUUGAGUGACUGAAUCCAAGGAUUUCAACACACAUUUGGCACUCAGUGCUUUUCAGUUUCUUAAAGUUACUAAUGGAACCUUUUUUUUCCUCCUCUUAUUACCACUAAGUAUGCAAAAUUAUAAAGUCUUACAGACAGAACUCUGGAGUGCUACCUAUUGUUUUCAGAUGCACAGAAUGGACCUUUUGAUGUGUUAGUGAAUCCUACAAUUACUGGCCUAGAAAAGCAUUUUGUGGGUUUUUUUUCUUUGUUUUAUAGCAUAGUCAUCUAUAAUCAAACAUAGCUUGAAAAGAGUACAAUUAUUGCAUCAAUCCUCAAAUUUGUACAUGCUCCGUAAUAAAAGUUUUUGCUUAAGACUCUUGAAAUUUUAGCCAGUUCCAUACCAUUAAUAAAAUAUAAAGAUCAGUAUGGAUGUGUAUGAUUAGGAAGUAAACAAAAUAAAAAUCAAACUUUUUAAACAAUAAAAAUAUAGGUAGAAAGAGCCAACAAAUUUGGUCAUAUAUUGUCAGGUAAUUUAAUAAAAUUAUUUCUUUUUAAGUUCACUUGCAUUGGUUUCAAUUCCCUCAAAUUGAAAAAUUAGAGGCAUUUGAUAAUUAUAUUGGAAGGUAUUCUUAAUUUCAAGUUUUAAUCUCUGCAGGAAUGGGUAUGUUUUCUGCAACAUUUUGGUCAUCUUGUGCUUCUGGGUAAGAUCUGAGGUGACUAUUUUCUUCCAGAAAUGAGGACCAUGAUCACAGGAGGUGAUGUUAAUCAUGGGAUUUGGGUCCAUAGUAAAGUCUUAGUUAGGCUAAAAAGAAUAAAAUAUGGCUUAGUAAAUACUGACAGUGGAUUUGAUAUGGCAGUCUUCAAAGGAGUAGUGUGAAGUGUAAGGUAUAAUUAUUCUCACUCACAUUGUAACAUUUAGAAUGACUGUCUCAUUUAAGGAAACAAACACUAGUUUUGCAGUACCUUCUGAGAGUCUCUGUACUUUGGAAGGGGAAGUUAAUUGGACACAAACUGUUUGAAAAGGGAAAAUAUCAUCCAUAUUUUAUAAAAAUGAAGCAAUUUGACUCAGAAAAUGUUAAUGGUAAAUCUGUGCAUCAAUACCGCUUCACUGUCUGUCCCACUGCCUUCCAUGACAAAAUGGCUAUUUUAGGAAUUAGCAUUCAUUCAUGUGAAAACAAACAAUCCCUGAAGAAUCUGAGCUUGCGACAUGAGCUACUUUUUGUACAUUAUUGAUUCUUGUGAAUUUCAGCUAACUCUUGGGUUUUGUUUUGGUUUGUUUUUUUUUUUUAAAGUAAAUGUUCAUGCCAUUCAUUCAUUCUUUUAGGGUAAUCAACAGCUUAGUAAAACUGGGAAGUCAGCUCAUUUGUGUUCAAUGUAAAUAUGUACUUAAUAAAUGCAUACUAAGUCUUGCAUCCUUCAGUAAUUGACAGUUGUCUUUCAAAAAAGAAAAAGAAAAAUUGCACUCCCUUCUUUUUACUGCCCUUAUUUAAUUAAAUGAAAGGUGUGGUAAAAUG
Molecule: messenger RNA, 4178 nt
Organism: Grus americana (Whooping crane)
Lineage: Eukaryota; Metazoa; Chordata; Aves; Gruiformes; Gruidae
Gene: FARSB
Product: phenylalanyl-tRNA synthetase subunit beta
Exons: 17
Coding region: 50-1732 (560 amino acids)
Biological process (GO): phenylalanyl-tRNA aminoacylation
Cellular component (GO): cytoplasm; phenylalanine-tRNA ligase complex
Molecular function (GO): phenylalanine-tRNA ligase activity; ATP binding; RNA binding
Source: RefSeq, a predicted model, not a curated record